GUGUGCAACGGAGCGAUACAGGACAGAGUGACGUGGGACAGAAGGGCAUGGGGAAGAGUGUGAAAUGGGGUGACAGAGGAGGGACUGACAUGGGACAGGCUGACAUGGGACAGGAGGACAUGGAACAGAUCAAGAAGGAAGAGUUGGAGAUGGACAUUGCUGAGGUAGAGGCUCUUCCCAGCUCCCUGGACAGUCGCCCUGAGAUGACCAGCACGGGAGAGAUCAGGGAAGAAGAGACCAAGAUGGGCAUCUCCAAGGCUCCUCCCCAUGCUCAGAUGAAGAUUUCAGAUGGCACCACCUCAGAAAUGCAUCCAGGAGCCCCUGGCAGCGGUGCCCCAGUCCAGAGGGUGCAGUCAGUCCGAGGUGUCCCAGGAUCCCAGGACCUCUGGGUGCCAUCUGAGAGCGUGGCUGGGCCCAGCAGCAGGCUCCCAACAACCAAGGAACCUCGAGAAGGCGGCCUCAGGAUGGAGGCGUACCCAGCUGAACCUGGCAUGAUGUUCCUGAGGGUGCCCUCUGCCGAGUACGCACCUUGCGACCCGCUGGUGAAGAUGUCUGCACAACGCCCUGGGGUCGUCCCGUCCACGCCGCCGGCAGCCCCCGGGCUCUCCAUGCGCAUGCCCCGCCUGCGCAGGCCGGACCAGAGGGACGAGGCAGCCGACGGCUACACCCGCCGGUCCCCGAUGUACUCCGGCGGCAAACACACCAGCGUCAGCCCCGUGCAGCGCAUGGAGCCCCUGCUCCCGGACCCCAACCUGCCCGGCACGUACGAACUGAUGGGCAAGGACGGAGUCGUGUACCGGGGCCGGAUAGUCCCGGAAUGAGCGAGCAACGCCGGCCUGCAGAAAUAAAGGGUAACCAACCAACAGCC
Messenger RNA from Zonotrichia leucophrys gambelii, 868 nucleotides. RefSeq lists its product as uncharacterized. The coding region runs from base 48 to 821 and encodes 257 amino acids. NCBI's taxonomy places the organism in Eukaryota, Metazoa, Chordata, Aves, Passeriformes, Passerellidae. The transcript has 7 exons. The record is from RefSeq and is a predicted model, not a curated record.